Molecule: messenger RNA, 3280 nt
Organism: Dufourea novaeangliae
Lineage: Eukaryota; Metazoa; Arthropoda; Insecta; Hymenoptera; Halictidae
Product: proton-coupled amino acid transporter 1-like
Exons: 9
Coding region: 4-1452 (482 amino acids)
Biological process (GO): amino acid transmembrane transport
Cellular component (GO): vacuolar membrane
Molecular function (GO): amino acid transmembrane transporter activity
Source: RefSeq, a predicted model, not a curated record
UUUAUGUCUUCCCUUGAGAAAGGUGAUACACGUGAAAGGAGCGACAAAAUGGAGAACGCAAAGGAGGAGACGAUAAACAUGCAGCUGAUCGGUUCCGAGAGCCCGUACAAGGUUAACAAUGAAAUCGCUGGAAGCGGGCUAAACGUGUCGGAAGUACCAAUAUCGCCGACCACGAAUGCAGAGGACUACGACCCCCAUAAACAUCGGAACAGACCGAACCCAACCUCAAACGCGGAAACGUUGAUUCACCUGCUGAAAGGGAGCUUGGGCACGGGGAUCCUCGCGAUGCCGAACGCGUUCUGUAACGGUGGACUCGUGACCGGUGUGAUAGCGACAGUGAUCAUAGGAGUGUUAUGCACUUAUUGCCUCCACGUACUAGUGAAAGCUCAGUACAAACUGUGUAAACGGUUAAGAGUUCCUAUAUUGAGUUACCCGAUGAGCAUGAAGUACGCUCUCGAGGAAGGUCCCGAUUGUGUCAGGUGGUUCGCGCCCUAUGCACCAGGACUCGUAGACGGGUUCAUGAUUACGUAUCAAUUGGGAAUAUGCUGCGUUUAUAUCGUAUUUGUAGCGUCGAAUAUAAAGCAGGUGGCGGACCAGUACUGGGAGCCGUUGGACGUUAAAACCCACAUGCUGAUUCUGUUGCUGCCGUUGAUACUGAUCAAUUACAUAAGGAAUUUGAAGCUGCUCGCGCCGUUCUCCACCCUGGCGAACGUGAUCACGUUCGUUGGUCUCGCGAUGAUACUGGUGUAUAUGUUCGAGGAUUUACCGUCGCCCAGCGAGAGGGAGAUGUUCGGUACAUUCCGAAAUUUCUCGUUGUAUUUCGGCACCACGCUGUUCGCCCUGGAAGCUGUCGGGGUGAUAAUCGCGUUGGAGAACAAUAUGAAGACUCCGCAGUAUUUCGGAGGAUACUGCGGUGUCCUGAAUAUCGGAAUGACGGUGAUAGUCGCUCUCUAUAUUGUCAUCGGGUUUUUCGGGUACAUAAAGUAUGGACCCCUGGCUGGCGGUAGCGUCACCUUCAAUUUACCCCCGGAUCAGAUUAUGGCGCAGAGUAUCAAGAUUAUGUUCGCAAUCGCGAUCUUCAUAACCCACGCCCUACAGGGAUACGUUCCCGUUGAAAUCAUAUGGAACACAUACCUGGACCACAAGAUCCAGAAAGGAAAAAUCUUCUGGGAGUAUGUCUGUCGAACAGUGAUCACUCUGAUAACUUUCACGCUGGCCAUCGCCGUGCCCAGGCUUGGACUCUUUAUCUCCCUGUUUGGCGCGCUCUGCCUGUCCGCCCUUGGGAUCGCAUUUCCAGCGAUCAUCGAGAUCUGCGUGCUCUGGCCGGAACGGAAGUUCGGCCCGUGCAUGUUCAUGCUGCUGAAGAACCUAUGUCUGAUCGUGUUCGGUCUUCUCGGCUUGGUGAUCGGCACCUAUGUGAGCAUCGUCGACAUCGUGAACUCGUUCAAGUGAACACGGAUGGACCCAGUCGCACCGGAGAAGUCCAUCGUUGGAAAGCAAGAAGAAGAAGAAGAAGAAGAAGAAGAAGAAGAAGAAGGGUGGUUUAGCUUAAAGAGGCGGGCGCCUUAGGUAGACAGAGUACCUUGUAAAACAAACCGCAGUGGCGGAGAGAUCAUUAGGGAACGCAGCCAGAGAGCUAUUCAUGAUGUUCAUGAAUAACGCUUCAGUCGCGUCGUUAGCGCACUUAGACCAAUUUGUUUUCGUAGAUUUUUAAGAAGUAGGGGGAUGGACGGGGGAGUCGUGUAGUGUUGGACAGAGCAACGCUUUGAAUCGAGACGUCCACACGUGGGGCCUUAAAGCGAGAAUAGAAGAGGAAGAGUGGGAUCCUGAAGAAGUUGUUGAAGACGGCGGUCGAGCGGGACUUUGAACCUACGAUGGUGAAGACAGUAAUGAAGAUGGAGCUACAUAAAUUUUUAACCUCUUCGGUUGGAACGCGUCAUCUUCUUCGCGAUUACAGAACCGACCUACUUUUAUGUAACUGUUCUGCAACAUGCAACCUUGGACGGAAGCGAAUUAUCGGAAUAGUCGUGUUGACGAAGCAACGUAAACUCUGGAGCUUAUGAAGAGUUGCCUACGAGGAAAAGAAAGAACUCAAGUAGAUGAUCGAUAUUAACAACCGUGCCCAAUGACUGGAUUUCCAGCAUCAUCCGACAAACAGAAAGGAAAAUAAAAACAGGAAAAAAUGUACACAUAUAUAUAUAUUGAAAGUGAAUCAUCGACAAACGAAAUCUGUGAUCGAAGAUUUUAUAUAGGAACGAAUGAUGCAUUUCUAUUCAAAUCGUUGAACUGUGUUACAGAUGUAUAAGGACGUUAAUUGUUCUCCAACGUCCGGUCGGAUGUUCGCCAAUCGUUCAAGGGCCAUUGCCUUCGUCUCGGUGAUACGAGUACUUACGUUCACUGUGUACAUACCGUUUGUACGUAUCGAAAACGUGAUCCUUAUUCGCGUGUAAUGUACAACGAGUGAGAUCCAGGCGUUGAUAACUGUAUUUAAUUACAAACUAUACACCCUAUAGGUAUGCAGGAAAGGAACAAUCGACAAUUUGCAUUCCUUUUAAUUUCGGUCAGAUUUCACUGAUGUCCAAGAGUUAAAAAUGAGAAGAGAAUGAACCCAAUGCUCAUAGAAUGCCUGACAAAAUCUGAAUCGACCCAGACCUCACACUAUCUCUUCCUCGAAAUCAUCGAUAAUUGCACAAAGAAGAAUCGUACUAUGUUAUCGGGUUACCAUUAUAUUUUCUCAAAGGAAUGUUGUUGACCGCCAAAGGAUCCAAGGACCCAUCCCCAACGCCUAGAUCUCACGAGCGAUCGUACACCAUGAUGGAGAGAAGCAAUAGCGGAGGAUCGGAUGUGGUCUACAAGGACAGAUGUCAGCAAUACACGUAGUACAUAUAUUGUUAUGCCUUACUUUUUAACAGAGAAGCUUGUAAUAACGAUUCUUGCCUCCCUGCGAAAGCGAGAGGCAGGGCAAACCGAACAAUGUUCAAACGACACGGUGAAAAUUGAGGUUAUACAUACAAUACCCUCGUACCGUCACUGCCGGGUAAAUCGGGUCGGAUGAUCGCACGUAAUAGAACAUAGGAAUUAUUGUGUUAGGGUACGGGAAAAGGGGAAUCGCGAUCAACGUCGACACCGCUCGUUCCUUUGUUCGCGUUGACGCUGAAUCGCGGCAUUUUCCUGUUUUCGCGUUUUUCUUUGUUCUUCAACCGAGGCUACUACUACGAUCGCACAAUCAUCACGGAUCUCCGCUGUGCACCUUUCCGUUCUCCAGGACACGCUCGCCGAU